GAAGUUACAGUAGUGAGCCAACAUGGCAGACGGCAAAGGUGGCUCGUUUACCAAGGUCGUCCAAAAACACGCCGGACGUGCAAAAGAACGAAUCCUCCAGAACCUGGGGAGGGCCGACAAAACGAAGGACGAGGUCUUCGAAGUCUAUCUCUACAACUUCACCCGGCAACAGAAUGCAGCGGCCAAGCUGCAGAAGGAGUUCAAGAACUAUGUGGUGUGCAUCAAGAGCCUGCAGCUGGCCAGCAAAGCCCUCAUGGACACCCUGAGCGAGAUCUACGAACAGGAGUGGGUCGGCCACGAGCAAAUCCCCGUCAAGGCACAGACGCUGGAGUUGCUGUGGGACGACUACCACCGCAAGAUGAACGACCAGGUGAUGGCGCCUCUCAACAGCUACAUCAAUCAGUUCACAGACGUCAGGGGCAGGAUAGCCAAGCGGGGCCGCAAGCUUGUGGACUACGACAAGGCACGGCACAGCGUGGAAAGUCUGCGCAACUCGGCCAAGAAGAAGGACGACUACAAGCUCGGCAAGGCGAGGGAAGAGCUUGAGGAUGCAAAACAAAUGUACGAAGUGAUCAACAACGAACUCCACGACGAGCUGCCUGCACUGUACGACAGCCGUAUCCCGUUCCUGGUGUCCAAGCUGCAGACAUUCUUUGCGGCGGAGAGCACGUUCCAUGCGGAGAACUCAACAGUGUUUGCCUUCCUGGUGGAGGCAAUGCAGAAGCUGGCCCUGGAGGGGCCCCAGCUGUCCUCUAGCUCUGCCUUCCACAGGAGCCCCCACGGCCUGCCCAACUCGGUCUCCAGGGAGGCUGACACCCGGCCCUACGAGGAGAUUGAGUUCAAGAAGGGUAAGAGCAAUCGUGCCAGCGACAUUUCCAUCAAGGUUACCGAAACCAAUGGCCAGCUCAGCACCCCUCCCCUGAUGGCGUCGCCCGUGCGCAGCGCUGCCCGCCUGGAGCAGGAGGAUUCCUCCUUUGUGAACACCCCGGGCUACCGGGGCAGCUACACGGGGGACCACAAUGGCCAGGCACCCGUGGCCCGCAAGAGGGAUGAGAAGGACUACGAGCCUGUCGAUGUUGGGGCCCAGAUCAACAAGGAGCACCACGCUGACAGGAACCUGGAAGAACUGUACGACAUCCCUGUUGGAGCCACCACUACCGACCUCCCAGCUGGAGUCCUUUACAGGGUGCGUGCCACUUACAAGUACACGGCUGAGGAUGUGGAUGAACUCAACUUUGAAAGCGGAGAGAUCAUCAGGGUGAUUGAGUACGACGACCCUGAGGAGCAGGAGGAAGGCUGGCUCAUGGGAAUCAAGGAGUCAUCCGGAGAAAAAGGCCUGUUCCCAGCCAACUUCACGCGCCCCAUCUGAACCCCCCGUGCCAAGCCCCCGGCCAGUCCAGGGAUCCCCGCCAGUGGGCCCAAGGAGCGAAGCCGACCCGUUCUGUCCAGCCCCUGUCCUCGCGUGUCGAGUAGUGCCUACUAAUAGGAUUAUAUUCUGCGGGAAGAACAGCAUUGCUCAUAUCCCAGACGCGCGUCACACUCAAGGGGAGAUGCGAACCGCUGACGGCAUUUGCCGCAUCCCUCUGCGCGGUCCAAACUAACGUCCACGGCGGUCGCUAGGUUGCCUUCUUUUCUCGCCGAGGUACUUACGCUAUGCAAGCGGUAAUUGUUGUACAUAGAGAUCCACGUAGCGAAUGCACAGCCCGUAGGAGUCACCUCACGCGUGCGGGAGACUGCGUGUCGGCGAUCGAUCCCUCGCCCGUUCUGCUUGCUGACAAUCAUCGAGCACUUGUCCCCCAUACUUCCCUUCGAUCCCUUUUGGUGCGAUUGCUUUCUACGCUUUUGUCUGUCGAGCAGAUUACCUGCAGCCAAGGAGAGUUUGUUUUCCAGACCUAGGGGGGGACGUUUGUUUGUGCUCGGCCUUUUUUAGCGACGAUCUAGAGUGGUCAAGGUCGCCUUCCGAGAGGAUGUAGUCAACGGCGCUCUCGUAGCGAUGCCGAGAUUUUGUUUAUGGCGAGGCUGUGUUUCGCUGUGAGCCGGUUUGCGAAUGUUGCCCUCCCUCGCCAAACCCACGCAAGCACCUCGAGUAUCUCGCAGGCGUCGACCGUCUACGAGUCUUGGCUCCGCGAGCCAAUUGUCCCUUUGGCCGAGCCGGCAGGGGGCCGAUUUCGCCCUUGGAGUCCGGCCCCAGCAGUUGCCAAGGCCUCGAGGUCGCGUUGCACUGCAGGGCCUCAGAGGGGGCACUUUAAGGGACCCACAGAAUGGCUGUUCUUCAGCACACUCAGAAAAAUAACUGGCCACAAGCUCAUUGUGUUUUUGCAAUACCCUGCGCAUAAUUACCGACGCUUUCGUACCUUUAGGAAAUCUCACUCGGCUGCCUUCUUUUGGGGGGAUCUCUGGGUCUACUAAUCGACUGUCUUCCCGGGCGUUCAUGUAGUAUAGAGUGUGUUGCUGCUGGAAAUAGCUGUUUUAUUUAUUGUAGUUGGCAUACCAUCUUCCUUUGUGGCCCAUGCUGUAACUUUAUUUUACUUUGUCCAUAACGUUGUCCACAUUUUCGGAAGAGAACAAACAAAUCUUUGGUGCUUACAUUGGUCCUUUAUCAGAUGGAUAUGCUUUAAGCUUUUAUUUGAACAAAAACUUUGGCUGUCAUGUUGGUUUCCCACCCUGGUGUGCAUGGAGUCAUACGACAAAUUUUUUUUAGCGUGCCUAAAUUUACGAUUGAAACUUUGCCAGUCCAGUACCUGGAAAAUUGUUUGUUUAAGUUCUGUUGUUGUUACGUUAAAUGAAUCGAUGCUAAUGCAGAUAUAGAAGUUGGCAUUUUGACUCGAUUGCAAAACUGCUCCCUGUUUGCUGUCGAGUUACGGUGGGAAUGAAUGAAUGGCGGGAACACGGAUGUGGCAGAUGGUUAGAGCAGUCUCUAUGGUCUGGGUGCCUGCUGUUUACUGUUGCCUAUGCACCUGUUUGUGCCACUGUGGUAGGGAGUGUAGCAAAUUCCUCUCAUUUGUACCACGUCCCACCUAGGCAGUGUCAAGGCACCCGCAACGUGCCAUUGGCUGCGUCUCGUGGAAAGUAAUAACAGUUCCACUGACGAGCAGUGGAACCGGCACAGAGCCACCAACUGCUCUCUAUGCUCUAGUGCCAUCUGGACUCCCGACGUGGGCAGUCUUCUUCUGCCACGAGUCACCAAAGCUCAAUAGCGAGGAAAUUAUAACUACAUAUUCGAGAGGCACGUUUCUCUCCUCGCAAUCUAGAACUUCCAGAGUCUCUUCCAAAUAUACUGCCAUUUCCUUCUUUCUCCGAAUGUGCCGACGUUCGUUGGAGUACAAUCUUCGUCCAGCUCGGUGCUGUUUUACGCGGCAUCUCUUCGGCACUCGUCCGUGCAUGGCAGCUGUAGGAUUUUUGUAAAAUGGCACAUCGACAGCUAGUUUUUGAGACUUGUACAAGUGACAUAAUAUGUGCUCGCAACUUUACCCCAGCUCUUUGUCACUGACCUUAAACUGUUUUUGUAAAUGCGUGUGCAUAAAAGUAUCCAAAAAGCAUUUGUAUGAUACCUUAUUUGUAUAGUCUAACAAUAGAGAACUAUGUGAACAACAUGUGUCAAGACCUACUAUACCUAGCGAGAGAGCCAAUAUUUAUGAGAAUUUACCGUUCAUAACUAGACAAGGUUUACCUCACUGGACAGUCUCUGCCCCCAUGUCGCACCUUGUUUUCCUUUUCUUUGUGUGUGUUUGUGUGCUGCGUGUGAACCCCGAACAGAGUGAGGGUGAACGUGCCACUUUCUGCCACACAUUUGAUUCCCGGAAGCUGCCUCGACUGGGACGGCACGAAAGCUGGUUGUCCUCUUCACAUUGACACAAUAGCCUGCUUGCUGCUGUACACAGGAAAGGCAGAGCACGUCUCUCGGGUUGUUUGUGCGCUGGAGUGAAUGCUCAAAGAUUCCUUUGUUGUGUUACCAUUUCACUGGCGUAUUGUGAAACUUGCUUCUGUUCUUUUCAACUCGGACUGUAGCUUGUUUUUAAUGUAGUGUAUAAAAAGUACCCCAAAA
This is a messenger RNA of Ixodes scapularis (black-legged tick), 4045 nucleotides long. It is a transcript of the gene Amph, whose product is annotated as myc box-dependent-interacting protein 1. The transcript has 12 exons. The coding region runs from base 23 to 1369 and encodes 448 amino acids. The record is from RefSeq and is a predicted model, not a curated record. Gene Ontology annotation, cellular component: plasma membrane; cytoplasm. Gene Ontology annotation, molecular function: phospholipid binding; protein binding. Lineage: Eukaryota; Metazoa; Arthropoda; Arachnida; Ixodida; Ixodidae.